Salmo salar (Atlantic salmon) is the source of this 4969-nucleotide messenger RNA. RefSeq names its product protocadherin-10. Gene Ontology annotation, molecular function: calcium ion binding. The record is from RefSeq and is a predicted model, not a curated record. Gene Ontology annotation, cellular component: plasma membrane. Lineage: Eukaryota; Metazoa; Chordata; Actinopteri; Salmoniformes; Salmonidae. Gene Ontology annotation, biological process: homophilic cell-cell adhesion.
AAGCGAAUAGUUGAGUGAACAGCAUUCAGUUGUCGGAGAGGAGACCGCAGCAGUGUGUGCGCUAUAGGGAGCAGAUAUCAACGGAGAGAGAGAGAGAGAGAGAGAAAGUCAGACAACAGUGGCUGUUUGAGAAUAGGCAUAAUUAGAAAAAGCUCAUGACAAAAUGCAUCGAUUACGUGCAUGGUACGGAUUAUGAUGUUUUAAAAUUGAUAUAUGCAUUUAGAGUAAUCUCCUCAUCACUUAAAUAGCACUCCGCAUCAUUGGAAUGUGCACUGCUGCCAUAAACGGACGCAUCUGAAGUAGCCCAGAGCUUGUUGAUUUGGCAGUGAAGACAGGCUUUAGGGUGUAAUCAGACCUGCAUUAACCAUCACAAACAAGAUGGUCCACGGUUGACGGGACUACUAAAAUACACAUUUUUUUCUCCCAAAGCCUUAUACAUUUUGGGGACUUUCCUUGGACUAAUGGUAAUGGGAAUUGACGCGUUAAAUAAAAAAGGAUAGAGAUUUUUUUCCAAAGUACACUUGUUCUUUGGCGAUGAUUGUGCUAUUCCUUCUUCUGUGUAUUACAAAUGGAGUGGUCUCGCAGAUACGCUACUCUGUGCCGGAGGAGGCGGAUCACGGCACGUUCGUAGGGAAUAUUGCCGAGGACCUUGGACUGGACAUGACCAAAAUCGCCUCGCGGCGCUUCCAGGUGGUGCCUAGCUCGCGGACGCCGUACCUGGAAGUGAACAUGGAGAACGGGAUUCUGUUCGUCAACGAAAGAAUUGACCGGGAGCAGAUCUGCAAGCAGAGUGCCAGCUGCCUAUUACACCUUGAAGUGUUUCUGGAGAACCCACUUGAGCUGUUCCGCGUGGAGAUAGAGGUCGUGGAUAUCAAUGACAAUCCGCCCAGCUUCCCCGAGACCGACAUCACGGUGGAGAUUUCAGAGAGCGCUACCCCUGGUACCCGGUUCCCUCUUGAGAGUGCAUUCGAUCCGGACGUGGGCUCCAACGCGCUGCGCACAUACGACAUCACCACCAAUAACUACUUCUACCUGGAUGUGCAGACGCAGACCGACGGGAACAAAUUCGCAGAGCUGGUGCUGGAGAAGCCGCUGGACAGGGAGCAGCAGGCGGCCCACAGGUACGUGCUAACUGCUGUGGACGGGGGGCAGCCUCCACGGACAGGCACUGCUCUGCUGGUGGUCAAAGUGCUGGAUUCUAACGACAACGUGCCCGUGUUUGACCAGCCGGUGUAUUCGGUGAGCCUUCAGGAAAACGCACCGGUGGGGACCCUCGUUAUCCAACUGAACGCCACCGACUUGGACGAGGGGCAGAACGGGGAGAUAGUGUAUUCAUUCAGCAACCACAUAUCCAGCCGCGUCAAGGAUCUGUUCGCCAUAGAUGCGCGCACUGGACGAAUCGAGGUGUGCGGCGAGGUGGAUUUUGAGGAGAGCAGCUUAUAUCAAAUAUUCGUUCAGGCGAAAGAUCUUGGACCCAAUGCAGUGGCUGCACACUGUAAAGUUCUGGUGAAAGUGACAGACGUAAAUGAUAAUGCUCCUGAUAUCACCUUUAGCACCGUGACUGAGUCGGUGAGCGAGAGGGCAGCCCCAGGUACCGUUAUAGCCCUGCUGAGCGUGACGGACAAAGAUGCUGAGGAAAACGGAAAGAUUCAUGUUGAAAUCCUCGGUGAUGUCCCGUUCAAACUCAAACCCUCCUUUAGGAACUAUUUCACCAUUGUAACAGACGGACCUCUAAAUAGGGAGAAUGCUGACUCUUAUUCAGUGACUGUAGUUGCCAAGGAUACAGGGACCCCUUCCCUCGCAACCAGUAAAUCAAUCAAAGUGCAAGUGUCGGAUGAAAAUGACAAUGCGCCAACGUUUACGCAGCCCAUAUAUGAUGUUUAUGUGACUGAAAAUAAUGUGCCAGGUGCUUAUAUCCACGCUGUGACAGCUUUGGACCCAGACGUUGGACAGAACGCUCUAAUUAGUUACUCCAUAAUGGAUUGUGAUAUUCAGGGUAUGUCUGUGAAAACAUAUGUGUCAAUCAACGAGGAAACUGGCUACCUUUACGCACUCAGAUCAUUCGAUUACGAGCAGCUUAAAGACUUCACUUUCAUGGUUCAGGCGAAAGAUGCAGGUAGCCCCGAGCUCUCCUCGAACGCCACGGUCAAAGUGAUCAUCGUAGACCAGAAUGACAACCCUCCCUCAGUCAUUGCUCCUCUGGGUAAAAAUGGCACUGCGAGAGAGCCGCUGCCCCGCUCCGCCGAGCCUGGCUACCUGGUGACCCGUAUCGUCGCCAUGGACGCAGAUGACGGCGAGAACGCACGGCUCUCCUACAGCAUCCAGCGGGGGAACGAGAACGGCAUGUUCCGUAUGGACUGGAGGACAGGAGAGCUGCGCACUGCCCGGCGCGUCUCAACCAAGCGGGACCCGAACCAGAUGUAUGACCUGUUGAUAGAGGUGAGGGACCACGGCCAGCCACCCCUCUCCUCCACCGCCAGUGUGUUCGUGGUGCUGGUGGACAGCGUGGUGGAGGACCACCGGGAGAGGGGCACCGCCAAGUCCAAGGAGACCACUCUGGACCUUACCCUCAUCCUCAUCAUCGCCUUGGGCUCUGUCUCCUUCAUCUUCCUCCUGGCUAUGAUCGUGCUGGCCGUGCGCUGCCAGAAGGACAAAAAGCUAAAUAUCUACACGUGCCUCACCAGUGAUUGUUGCCUUGGGUGCGCCACAUGCUGCAGCAGGCAUGCGCGAGCCCGCAAGAAAAAGCUCAGCAAGUCUGAUAUCAUGCUGGUGCAGAGCGCCAACGUCACCGGGGCCGGUACAGCCCAAGUGCCCGUGGAAGAGUCCGGGAGCUUCGGCUCUCACCACCAAAACCAGAACUAUUGCUACCAGGUAUGUCUGACACCGGAGUCUGCCAAAACCGACCUCAUGUUCCUAAAGCCGUGUAGCCCAUCUAGGAGCACAGACACGGAACACAACCCGUGCGGGGCCAUAGUGACAGGGUACACUGACCAGCAGCCUGACAUCAUAUCAAACGGCAGCAUUUUAUCAAGCGAGACCAAACAUCAGCGAGCCGAACUCAGUUACCUGGUGGACAGACCUCGGCGUGUGAACAGUUCGGCUUUCCAAGAAGCGGAUCUCGUUAGCUCUAAAGACAGUGGUCACGGUGACAGCGAACAGGGCGACAGUGACCAUGACGCCACCAAUCGAGGUCACUCUACGGGCGCUGAUCUCUUCUCUAACUGCACAGAGGAGUGCAAGGCUCUGGGCCACUCCGACCGCUGCUGGAUGCCCUCCUUCGUGCCCUCCGACGGGCGCCAGGCGGCAGACUACCGCAGCAACCUGCACGUGCCAGGCAUGGACUCCGUGCCCGACACUGAGGUAUUUGAAAGCCAAGAGCAAACGGGCGAUAAGUCAUUCUCUACCUUUGGCAAAGAGACGCCCCUCAGCCACCUCUACCAAAACCACUACCAAAACCACCACAAAAACCACCUCCACCUCAGCCACCACCAUGCCACCCACGCCAACCAAGCCACGCUAGAGAGGAGAGAGUUUGAGGCGCUUCUGUCUAGCACGCGAGCGCCUUACAAACCUGCCUAUGUGACGAGGAAAAGGGUUUGCUAGCUCCUUUCGCGUGGACAUACCAGAGACUGCAUGACUUUGCACAAUCAGUCAAAACGACAAAAACUAAAUAGAGCAUCAAGUUCCAUUUCCUUAGCUGUACCACGUCUGACUGACAUUCCUCCUACGGAACACGGAACUCUGUGGACAACAUUCCCUCCGGAAUUCUAUUGGAACACUGCCGGCCUUGGAUAUUACUAUCUAUGGGACUCUGGAGGGGUUGGAAGUGGUGGGGACGGACAGAGGGACACGGUUAAGAGACGGACAGACAGACGGCUCUACACGAGGACCCCACCGCUCUCAGCAGGACUGAGACAGAGUUGAAAACAGAACUAAUAGAGGGGGAGGAGAACGAGGGAGGAGGAGGAGUGGAACGAGGGAGGAGGAGAACAAGGACAGAGGAGGACGAGGGAGGAGGAGGAGGAGGACGAGGGAGGAGAUGGAGGAGGACGAGGAUCUCUCCUCUCUGAUCUGCGUGUGCCUGUUUACAGCACUAAUGUACAUCUUUUAAGAAGAAGAGAAAAAAAACAGAAAAAAGAACAAACAAAAAAAACAGGAAACGGAACAACGACGUCACUGAGCCCUUUAGAUGUUUAUACUCACAGCAGAAGCCAGUUGUACAGGAGAUCUUUGUGCAUUUUAAAUGCAAUACCACUGUUUUAGACUUGACUGUUUUUCUAUUCAGUUUGUGUGGUCAGGUGUCUUCUCCUCAGAUCUACAGUACUUCAACUUUAUAAGGAAAGAUUGUGAUUUUUUUUUUAGUUCUGCUUUUGCUUUUUUCACAACAUAGUGAGUCUGGACAGUGACGGGCUUUGCCUUUGAAUUCUAAGCUGUUCAGUAGUUUAUAUAAUGUGUGAGAAGUGUUAACUGUACUCUAUUAAAAAGCUUCAAAAUGAAUAUAAAUCUAUAUAAAUCUAUCAAUAUAUACUUUUUCUGAAGGUAUGCUAUCUAUUCGGUCGGUUUUUUAUUGUGUGUAGACAGAGGUCCAUACGCUGCUUAAAGUGCUGUAGAAGGCUUGGGAGGAUCUUACAGGUUGGUGGCGUUCUUACCAUGAAAACAGAAUAGCCUUAUCUUUCAUGUGAAACCAAGUUUUCAUCCAGUUUGAUUAUUUAAUUUUUCACCUUUGGAUAUUGAAAGUUGAAAUUCAUGUCUAUAAAUAAAAAAGUGGUAAUAAUUUAGAUUGAAUUCCAUGGUAAUUCUGUGUUAUUGUAACCAAAAAAGGGUCAAUUAAAAAGAACAAAACAAAAAGUGGCCAAAUAAUGAAAGGUGUUGUACACAUGCAGUGUAAAAUCUAAUAUACACACAUACACACAGUCUUACACACAAACACACCAUAAUGCCAACAAUAAACCGAAAAAUGAGAAAUGUA